Messenger RNA from Phytomonas sp. EM1, 1282 nucleotides. The record is from the annotation of a GenBank genome assembly. Lineage: Eukaryota; Euglenozoa; Kinetoplastea; Trypanosomatida; Trypanosomatidae.
UCUGGAUACAAUACUAUAUCUUCUUCAGGAUAUAGAUAGCUGCAUAAAAUCGAACCCAUUUAUUUCAUACUUCAAUAUUUGCUUCAAUAUCAGGAGGGGGAAAAAAUACCUAGGAGUGUGAUGUCCGAUUUAAAUCGAAUUCGAGUAAAGGUUGACAAGUACCAGGCCCGGUUUGUGGCUUUGUCUGCCAGCUCUGUUAAUGAAGAUCGUCUUAAUGAUGGAGGGCGCGUGCUGCUACCCCCAGCAGCCCUGCAAAAGAUUUCGAGUCUUUCCAUGGUCUAUCCCCUACAGUUCAUGAUCACCGCUCAUCGACAAAAGCCCCUGUACGCAGCCGUCCUGGAGUUUAACGCAGAGAUGGGAAGUAUCGUCCUACCAGACUGGAUGUUUCAACAGCUCAAGCUGAGGCCUGGAGCCAUGGUACGUGUGGAAACCUGCAACUUGGAGGAGGGAAAUCUUGUCAAGUUGCAACCUCACAAAAAAGCCUUUGUGAUGCUGCAGGACCCGCGACGCGUCUUGGAGAUGCGUAUUAACAAGUAUCCCAUUCUAACAAAAGGCUCUACAAUUGUCAUUCACUAUGCCAAGCAAGAUUUUCUUAUAAACGUUGUAGACUUGCUCAAUCCAGAAGGGAAGUCAGUCGAGGCGGUACUAGCCGCACGGGCAGAUGCAGGAGCCACGGAAUUGAAGGUUGAGUUUGAGCGGCCAUUAGACAUGCCCGACUCGCCGACGGAAGACUCAUCUUCGCCAACAUUUCCAACAGGCAACAACGUAAUCGGGGCCAGCCAAGGCUGGGGCACAGUGCAGUUCAAACCGUUUGACUACAAGUCUCCGUCGCUAAACUCAACAUCGCAGACCCAGAAGACAGAAUCAUCUUCCGGACAGGGUGCAAACCUCACUACAAAAGGCUCGAACGAAAAAGAUGGCGGUUGCAGUGAGAGUAAACCUACUUUUAUGCCCUUCUCAGGUACCGGGCGCGUGCUGAGCUCUUCCAACAGUGGCAACCAACCCAAAUCUGCCCAGGCAGCGGUUCCAAACUCCAAAGAGUUUGUUGAUGUGCGUGAAAAAAGACUACAGGCCCUUCUUGGUACGAAAUAAUUCACCUUAAAUAUUUUGCUGUUGGUGCGCCUUUUGUGUUCAGCUUUUUCUCUCCAGAAAAAUUGAUCGAUGAUCACUCGUUCUGCCUAUGCGUGCUACGCCCAUUUAUCAAGAACCUCACUGAAGCACUUCACGAUAAAAUAAAGCAACAGUUCAACAAGCAAACGGAUGGCAUAAGAAAUACGAAAAA